AUGAGUGGUCUGCGUGUGGUUUACAUGGCUGAGCGAGAAGUUGAUCCCGAUAGUUCCAACCUACCACCCAGUCUGCUAAGCGAAGCCCUUGCGGCAGAAGACUAUGGGUUUCUUGGUGUUGACCUCCUGCUCACCUGUCAAUGGCCAAAGCACAUUAAUAAGUCCAUUGUUGGUAAAUUUCCUGAUGAUUGUCAACCGUGCAUUGAUUCUGCUUCUACGUUGAUUUCGCGAUUGGCAUAUCUCACUCGACCGCGAUACCACUUUUCAUGUGGGAAUGGUACAUAUUACGAGAGAUCACCAUACAGAAAUCACCGUGUAUUACAAGAGAAAGCAUGCCAUACUACACGUUUUAUAGCUUUGGCUGAUGUAAAAAAUCCUUUAAACCGGAAGUAUUUAUAUGCCUUGAAGUUGAUUCCUAUUGAUAAAAUGGAGCAUCAAGACUUGAUCAAUCAACCUCCGGAUGUUACGGAGAAUCCAUAUCUUGGGAUUAUUGAUGGCGAACCUUCAGCAGAUAAAGAAAUAGAGGUUCAGACAGACCAAUACUUUUAUAAUCUCAAUGUUCACAUAGAAUCAAAUGGUUUCCAGAAGAAAGGCAUUUCACAAAAGCGUAAAAAAAAUGAUGCUUUAUCAGAGGACUCUAAUUGCAUGAAACAACAGUUCAUUGAUAAAGAAGAGGAAGAUUCUAGUCAAAAAGGCUUCCAAGAAAAAAUUGACAAAAACAGAAAUCAUGACUCUUGUUGGUUUUGCUUAGGCAAUCCACAAGUUAAAAAGCAUUUAAUUGUUAGUAUUGGUACUCAAGCAUAUGUAGCGUUACCCCGUGGGUCUAUUGUACCUGAUCAUGUGUUAAUUUUAACCAUUGGUCAUCAUCAAAGUUGGGUCGCUUGUCCUGAUUAUGUUCGUGUAGAGAUUGAAGAAUAUAAAUCACGAUUAAAACGUAUGUUUACUGCACAGGGUAAAGCAAUGGUGGUAUUUGAGAGGAAUUUGAAGACACAUCAUUACCAACUUCAAGUUGUUCCUGUACCAUUUUCUGUAGCUGCUGAAGUAAAACAAGUAUUCCUUGAUUUGUCAGUUAAUUUUGAGGGUAGUCCAUGUGAAUUGAAACCAUUUCCGCGUAAAACAGAAUUGGAUGAAAUUUGCAGAGUUGGAAUUCCUUACUUUUUUGUUGAACUUCCUACUGGCGAGAAACUUUUUGGACGUAUUUCAAAAGAUCGAAUAUCCAGUGCAAACUUACAGUUUGGUCGUAUCGUCCUAACAGAUCCGCGUAUUUUAAAUUGUCCAGAGAAAGCUGAUUGGCACGACUGUACAGAUGGUGAAGAUGAAGAAGCUGAUCUGGCUAAACAUUUCCGGCGAAUGUUUUCCCCCUAUGAUACAGAAUAA
Molecule: messenger RNA, 1377 nt
Organism: Heterobilharzia americana
Lineage: Eukaryota; Metazoa; Platyhelminthes; Trematoda; Strigeidida; Schistosomatidae
Source: the annotation of a GenBank genome assembly